CUAGUUGAAAAUGUAGGAAACUGUAGGGUUUAGCACAGAAGACAAACCUGGAAAUCGGUAUUUAUAAUCGGCGUUUUCUAAAUGUUCCCGCUCAUAAACCAAAAAUAUGAGAGAUCUUCAGCUUCAAACACCACAGAGAGAUCAAAAUUCUGCAAAUCGGCGGCUGAAAACAGUUUCGGAUCCCAAUAGGAAUCUGCAGAAGACCGCGAAAAAGAGCUUGAAUCCUUUGUUUAAAUGUCACUCCGAAGAUGAUUCUGCUAUUUUGCAGUCGCUGAAGGAGUUUUCCGAGGCUUCAGAUGAUAAUUCCUUUGCUGAAUCUGCUGAGAACUCUUUGGCGUCAGCUCAUCCAGCAAAGACACAAUCAUUAGAGUCAGAUGCUGUCUCAGAUCUGACUUCAACGCUAUCCUCCUCCUCUUUGACUGCUACUCCUUACAAGCAUGUUUCCAUUGAAACAGCCUACACCGACAAACCUGAAAUGGAUUCUAUCAAGAUGGGAGGAUCAGUUGAGGCAGAGGUAGUGAUAAAACAUUUAAGAGAAGCUAGAGUUCAAGUCUUGAAAUCAAAAGAUAUUGGCCCUUCAAAGAAUGUCGUGGAGGCUCUCAUAAACAUCAUCAUUGAAGAGUUUUGUGGUAGUGUUUAUGAAGAGGAUGAAUGGCUUGAUAAACUCCUGUCGAGUAAGCGCAAUCAGGUUUCCUUGAUCUGUAUUAUGGUGCUAUUCUCUCUGUUGAUGGUUUGGUUCCUCAGUUCGAGUUCAAAUGGAUCCCUCACUGGACCAACACCAACAUAAUGUGCUAAUUGUGACUAUUUGUGGAUAAGAGAUUGGAAGAGUAGCUGCUGUGGAAUAAACAAAUGUGAGUAGGAAUCCAUGAAAUGGAAAAAUUCUGCUAUCUACCAACUGUUUUGUUUCAAUGUUGCUUUAGCAGCCAAAUUAUGCAUAAGCAUGAAAUGGAAAAACUCUGCUAUCUACCAACUGUUUUGUUUCAAUGUUGCUUUGGCAGCCAUAUUUUUGCCUCUUUUUUCAA
Molecule: messenger RNA, 1022 nt
Organism: Salvia miltiorrhiza (redroot sage)
Lineage: Eukaryota; Viridiplantae; Streptophyta; Magnoliopsida; Lamiales; Lamiaceae
Exons: 3
Coding region: 107-787 (226 amino acids)
Source: RefSeq, a predicted model, not a curated record